GUAGGCUUUCUAUCGAUAAGUAAAACUAUCCCUAAUACAAUAGUUAAAUAUCGGUAAUGAAUUUGAAACCACAAUGUCAUCGAUAGGCUUACCGAUAGUGCUGUUUACAGCCAUGGUAUGGACAAAAUUCAGAUUGACAAACGAAAUGGACGGUCCAAGUUGCGUAUUCUGUGACAUUGUAAAAGGCAAAAGUGAAACAAUUUUAGAAGCGGAGUCCGAAGAAUUUGUAAUAUUCAGAGACAUAAAACCGGCAGCGCCAAAUCAUUACCUUAUCGUGCCAAAGCAACAUUACGAUAGUCUAAAGACUCUCGACGAAUCACACAUAACAAUGGUGCGCAACAUGGAGAAAGAAAUGCAAGACUUUUUCGCAUCAAAAGGCAUUAGUACAAAAGACGCAAUUUUUGGCUUCCAUUAUCCGCCAUUAAUCUCUGUGGAGCAUUUGCACAUGCAUGGAAUCGCUCCACGUUCCAAGAUGUCAUUUGCCUUUCAAAUCACGUAUAAACCUUCAACACCUUGGUUUAAAACUACACAGGAUGCACUGCUUUGUUUGAGGACAAAAGAAAAAGGUUCGCCCCCGUAACUUUCUCAAACUCAAAGAAAUUUCUUUUGAGUGCAAUGUAGAAAUAAAUAUAUUGUGUAUAUAAUCGCCAGCCAGUGUGUAUAUAGCUAUAUAAUCAGAUAUUUCAAUUACUAUCUGAUGUUUGUUUAUUUAGAUACAGGAAACUUGUUUAAGGACAAAAGAAAAAGUUUUCCCAUUCAAUUUUCACAGACCGAAAGAAAUUUCUUAGAAAAACAAUUCAGAAAUAAAUGUAUUGUGUAUAUAUUUUCCAGUAUGCAUACUGUAUUUUCGGUAUAUUAUGAUAUGCUUUAUUCCUAAACUAAGUCACAGAUAAAUUAAUGGUUGUAUAUAAACAAAUAGCCAACACCUAUGUGCGAGGGUAGUUUCGAAAAUAUGUAAAUAUAACAUGUUAAAAGAAGACAGACAGUAAUAUAAUAGAUAAA
Drosophila hydei is the source of this 1002-nucleotide messenger RNA. Its product is annotated as histidine triad nucleotide-binding protein 3. The transcript has 3 exons. Lineage: Eukaryota; Metazoa; Arthropoda; Insecta; Diptera; Drosophilidae. Gene Ontology annotation, molecular function: catalytic activity. The record is from RefSeq and is a predicted model, not a curated record. Bases 74 to 580 code for a protein of 168 amino acids.